Endocarpon pusillum Z07020 is the source of this 189-nucleotide messenger RNA. RefSeq lists its product as uncharacterized. The transcript has a single exon. The coding region runs from base 1 to 189 and encodes 62 amino acids. The record is from RefSeq and is a predicted model, not a curated record. Lineage: Eukaryota; Fungi; Ascomycota; Eurotiomycetes; Verrucariales; Verrucariaceae.
AUGGUUGACAGCAAGGGGAAACCAGACGAAAAUGGCCGGGAUCUGAUGUGGGUCCGCUUUGGGACAGUUUCCAACUGCGGCAUGAAAGUAAAGCGGGAUAAGGUGUACUGGACCAAGUGGCUUCUCGUGCUCGAAGAAACAGUCAUUCGUCUUUGUCCACUUCUGGAACGAGUCUGUCUCGGCGUUUGA